AUGGUAACAAAAAUAACACAAACUGUGGAGCAGGUUGCCGGGGAAAUUGUUUACCUAGUGAAAGAUAAGCCUGCAGUUGAGAGGGUGAAGGGGCAAUGGAGAGAGCAGGCUUCCUCAGUGCUGCAGGCUAAUCUUUCGCCUGAUAAUCACCCUGCUGCAACCUGCGCUAUCCCUUGUGCCUCGAGCGAUAAGCAGUACAGGGGUGAAGUCUCACUAAGCGUCUCUCCAGCGAACACGCCAACAACACGCCGUUUCUGCUAUCGCUGUUUCUGCUAUCGAGGACCACCAGAUGGAGAUGACGUGAGAUACAGCAUCACCAGCGGCAACAGGGAAGGUCUCUUCAGUAUAGAUCAGCAUUCGGGAGCCGUGGUUCUAGUUGCACCUCUCGACUAUGAGCUUAAUGAUAUGCAUGAGCUGGUGGUGCGGGCGGCGUCGGCUUCGGGCGAGCGGCCAGCAGGGGCGGCGGCGGCAGCAGGCGGAGCUCAGGUCGUGCUGCAGGUUCGCGUGGCGGACGUGAACGACAACCGACCUUACUUCGUGUCUCCGGGGCCAGUGGUGACCGUGAUCGAGGAGGACGACCGCGAUCUGCCGCAGACGCUGACCAGGGUAGAGGCUGCGGACGGCGACGGCCGUGCGGGCGGAGCAGGGCUGCGCUACUCUCUCGCAGGAGACGGUGUAGACGGCCUCACGCCCUCAGAGGCCUCUUUCGCUGUCGACGCCCAUACGGGAGAGCUCAUACAGCUGAAGGCUCUCGACCGCGACCCGCCCAACGGGAAGGGCAUCUGGAGGGUGAAGGUGCGGGUGCAAGAUGGCCAAAGGAUUUUCUCCCGAUCCAAAGGCAGACCCGAGCCCCCGCGACCCUCCCAGCGAGGUCCUAGAUUCAACCUGGAGGCGACGGGAGCCGAGGGAAGAGCCUGGCAGGGCAGCCCGAAGUCGCUUCGCUACCUCUUGGACGGGAAUGCAGAGGACUUCUCCAGGUACAGUGACAGCGGCAAACAGACCGGCAAGAGGCGAAGGCACUGGCUGUCUGGGAGCACGAGGUGGAGGGAAAUCAGGAAGAGGGAGGUCUCAGGAGCGAAGGAUGUAGGAGAGGAAGCGGUAACAGAGCCCAAAGAAAUACUUGUCUCCACGACGAGGUGGAAAGAAGCGCUUCGGGGAGGGAAUGCGGUCCCUGAUGAAUUUCGCUAUUAUUCUCAUCAAAAUAUUAACUUUGCGGGUUCUAAAAGGAAGAGAAAACGACAGACAGAAGAGUUAUCAGCUAAAGAUCCAUCACAAAAUGACGAUGGAAUUCACAGUGCUUCUAUCGAAGAGCAGAGUCGGCCGGAACACCAUAUAUCUCAGCGAGGGGACCCUUUGCCUCCACUCUCCCGUCUCCAGCCCACGCCGGAGGACUACCUGGCCACGUUUUACACUCCGGAGCAAAGACGCAAGGCCACUGAAGCCUCAGCGGAAGGGAAGGUGAUGAGCGAGGCUAGAGUCUUCUCUUCCACAGACUUACCUUGGCGGAGUCGAAGAACUCUCGAUGAGGUCUCGAGAGCCAUUCAAGAACAGACUACGGGACUGCCCGAAAAAGGAAUCCAGGCUCAUUACCUGCCCGCCGUAGCCUCCCGAAGUUCCAAGAAUCGAAGAGAACGUACGAGCACUGGUUCGAACGACCUAGAAGCCCCUGGAGAAGGCACUGGCGUCCCUCUUGUCUCGGACCCGCUCGCGCUCCCCCUCGAAAAGAGCAUCAGAGCGUCAAGAUCCGCCCGAGCCUCGAGUUUCCACUGGAACAAGCAUUACCUGAGCUACCUGGUGGACCAGCGCGACCUUUUGUCAGACGCCAGGAGGUGCAAGUUCGUGAGCAUCUUCGACAGGAACCGAAGUCACUACAACGUCACUGACCGGGACUUCCAGACUGCCGUAGGAGGGGACGACGUUGCAGGAGAAGAAGGCAGGUGGGAAGUGCGGGGACAAGUGCUCAGGCUGGAGGACACGCACUUCGCAGAGACAGAGGUCACGGUGCUCGUCAAGGACAUCAACGACAACGCUCCGGUGUUCCCCAACGCCACCAUGCACGGCGCGGUGCAGGAGAACGGACCCGCGGACCUCUCAGUAGCCGUGGUCUCGGCAUGGGACGCGGACGAUGCCAGCGAGGGCACCAACGCUCGUCUCAGUUACUCCAUCGAGAAGAAUGUUGUAGACGAGGGGUCGGGUGAAGCCAUAUUUGCCGUGGAGACCGAGACGGGUGUUAUUCGCACAGCACUUUGUUGUCUGGACCGAGAGACCACGCCGGAGUACACGAUUCAGGUUGUGGCCACAGACGGAGGCGGUCUCAAAGGAACAGGCACGGUGAUCGUCCGCGUGCUGGACCUCAACGACAACUCCCCCCUUCUGGCUCGCCGGCAAUGGGACCUUGAGGUGGACGAGACCUGGGGGACGUCGGCUCCGGACAACAGGACUCUCCUCGAACUCACGGCGACCGACAGAGACACGGCCAAUCUGAUGUAUUAUCGGGUGGUGGAGUCGAGUGGGUGGGGCUGGGACUACUUCGCCAUCCGGUCCGUGGGCGCCGCCGGACAGAUCUAUGCCCGCAGGACACUCGACUAUGAGGAUGAAACCCACAGGAGGGGAUUUAAAUUCAUGGUUCAAGUGACGGAUAUGGGUCGCGGUGGCUGGCAAGACCCCCGCCACGUGGACGCCGCCUGGAUCACGGUGGCGCUGAGGGACGUCAACGACAACGCGCCCGCCUUCACGCGGCCCAACGCCCACGUGACGGUGCGCGAGGACGCCCGGCCCGGCACGCUGCUGGCCGCCCUCCCCGCCCGCGAUCCUGACACGGGCCUGAACGGCAGGGUGGAGUACCGGGUGGUGCCAGCAGACGCGCGCGGAAAGGACGCCGUCGCCGUCAGCGACGAAGGCAUCGUGACGCUAUCGCGCCGCCUGAACCGCGAAGGCGGCGAUGGCGACGCCCUCGUUGCGCGGGUGAUCGCCUCUGACCUUGGAACGCCGCCGCUUUCCGCCACCGCCACGCUCGCCAUCGCCAUCAAGGAUGUGAACGAUUGCCCGCCCACCCUACUCCCGCCCACAACUUUCCACAUCAUGGAGAACUCGCCGCCCACGCUGCUGGGGCGGCUCCGCGCCACGGACCCCGACGCGUGGGCGCUGGGCCACGGGCCGCCCUUCGCCUUCACGCUCGACCGCUCCAACGCGCCCGAAGUCAGGCGGCAGAUCGCGCUCAAGUUCUCCUCCGAGCUGGACGGCGGCCGCGGCGGCGCGGAGGUGUGGACGGCCGGCCCGCUGGACCGCGAGGACCACCGCGAGCUGGAGGUGAAGGUGAGGGUGGAGGACGCGGGCGGCUUGGCGGCUACCCACGCUCUCAGGGUCGUCGUGGGCGACCUCAACGACAACCCCAUGCGGCCGGGAUCCAAAACGGUCUACCUGUGGAAAGUCCAGGGCGGUGGCGGGGAGGCGCCCCUCGGCCGCGUCUACGUCGACGACCCCGACGACUGGGACGUGGCGGACAAGAGCUUCCACUGGAUCGGCGCCCCGCACGCCCUCUUCGCGCUCGACCAAGACACGGGCGCCAUCUCCGCCUCCGCCCAGGUGGCUGAGGGAAGAUACGCCCUCCAGUUCGCCGUGAGUGACCACGUAUGGGGACAGCUGGGGGUCGUGGCCAAUGUGACAGUGCACGUGCGUAUGCUCGGGCCGGCUGUGCUCGCCCACGCCACACCUGUGACUCUCGCGCCCACGUCCCCGCCCGCGCUGACCAAAGGAUGGACACCGACUGGCGGAGGGGGCGGCCUCGGGAGGUUUUUGGGCGCAGUGCAGGAUGUGAUCGGGGACGCCCACACCGUCCACGUGGUCAGCGUUUACGGAUACCACGCCCACCUCCCCGAACCAACCUCGGACGCCCACGAUCCGCCGAGUGACCUGCCGCUGAAGGACGCGACUUGCGUGUGGGUGUGCGCGGGCGUGAGUGGGGGCGGCUUCAUGGAUCCCGUCAAGCUGCAAGGGCUGCUCGCUCUCCACUCACAGCAGCUGGAAGCGGCCACGCAGCUGAGGGUGCUGACACACAACUCGCUCAGUCACCAACUGGACGUCAGUGACCCUCAAGAAACCUUGCUUGACCUGGAUGUCUCCUCGGUGAACUCCCAGCCGUCACGAACUCUUCCACUUCAGCUCGUGGACACCAACACCACGUCCUUGGUGACGCCUCGCCUCACGAGCGCCAAGGACUGUCGCCCUUACGCCCAGACGCGCUCCAGCGACUCCUGCACGCCCACCUCCUGCCUCAACGGUGGGCGCUGCCACAGAACCUCCGUCGGCAACAGGUGCGUGUGCCCGGGAGGCGCCGUUGGACCCAGCUGCAAGAUUCUCGCCCGUACCUUCAGUGGGCGCGGGUGGGCGUGGCUGCGCCCCCUCGCGCCCUGCCUCCCCGCCACCCUUUCUCUCCGCGUCCUCACUCUGCAGUCGCGCGCGCUGCUGCUCUACUCCGGCCCCCUCACGCCUUCGUCUGCACACACGCCCGCGCCCAUGCUAGCCCUGCAGGUGGUGGGUGGGCGGCCGCAGUUCCUGUACGAGGGUCCGCUUGGGCGGGUCAAGGUCGAGGUGCAGUCGAGGGUGGACGACGGCGAGUGGCAUGCCCUCCACCUCCGCCUCCACGCUGAGGGCGUGACGCUGAUGCUGGACUUGUGUGGGCGCGGGUGGGAGGACAGCACCGCCCAGGAUGACUCUCACUGCGCGGCGCGGGCGUCGUGGUCCGUCGAAGGACCUCUCUCCACAUGGGCGCCCUCUGACCCCCUGCAGGUGGGUGGCAUGGCACAUGCGCCGCCUCGCCCGCACGCCCACGGUUGGAACGAAACGCCCAUCGACGAGCCUCUGAGGGGCUGUGUGUCGCACGUCGCCGCCAACGGGGAGCUGCAGGACCUGGGCGCCCCCGCCGAGAGCCGCGGCAGCGAGGGCGGCUGCCGGCCUCAGGAGCGCGCGUGCCGGGAGCAGGCGAGCGAGUGCGGCCUGCGAGGGGCGUGCACGGGCGGCCUCCGUCAGCCCGAGUGUGAGUGCCUGCCUGGGUGGGCGGGGCCGGGAUGCGCCACGCCCACUCCGCCCGUCGCCCUGGGUCCCUCCUCGUACGUCAAAGUAGCGCUCUCGUUCACGCCCUCGCCCUGGUCAGUGCGCGUGCAGCUGCGGGUGAAGACGCACGGCACCCGCGACGGCCUCCUGCUGCUCCUGGCCGCCCACCACCGCCACGCCGCCCUGACGCUGCAGCUGCGCGCGGGCGUGGUGUGCGCGUCGGUGUCCGGCGCGGGGUGGGCGGGGGCGGCGGCGGAGGCGUGCGUGGAGGGGCGUCCCCUUGGCGACGGCGAGUGGCACACCGUCAGCGCCGAACGCCACGCCCACAACCUGCUGGUGGGCGUGGACGACGGAGACGCCUGGAGAAGCAACGCCUCGCUGCUCACCCUAGAGGAGGAGAAGGAGGGCGGGCCCGGCCGGAGGAGACCGCCCGCGCUGGACGUGGACAAGCAGGAGGGCGUGGCGGUGGGCGGUCUGCCGGUCUUCGAGGAGGCGGGGCUCGUCAGCGUGCGCGCCGACCUGAGGGACGCAUGUGUGGCCGACAUCCGCGUGUGUGGCCGCCCCCUGCCGGUGCCGCCCGCGUCCAAUAGUAGCACGUGGGGCCAGGUGACGAUGGCUGAGGGCGUGCACGGGGACUGCGCUGCCGUCGACGCCUGCGCCAACACCACCUGCGCUGCGCCACUCACCUGCGCGACCACCUGGGGGAAGCCGACUUGUAGCUGCGGCCCGGGACAGCACCUCUCCGAACGUACGUGCGUCGACAUAGACGAGUGUACGUGGGGUCCGUGCUUACAUGGGGGCACCUGCUAUAACACACAGCCUGGCUUCACGUGCGAGUGUGCUCCUGCCUACACGGGUCAGCAUUGUCAGUGGGCUCUUGCUGACAGACCGACUGACGUUCUCGCGGCUCCUGCGGCCAUCGUGGGUCUCACGAUCUCUUGCCUCGUCCUAGGCCUGCGCUUGGAAGACUCUGACGAGGGCGACAUCAGGCCCCUCGUCCCCGAGUUCUUCGACGUCAUGGACCUCCUGAGGAACCUCCCGGAGGCCACCAGCACCUUAAAACACACGGUGGUGGAGAACGAGCUCAGUACCCUCUGCUGA
This is a messenger RNA of Penaeus chinensis, 6153 nucleotides long. RefSeq names its product putative neural-cadherin 2. Gene Ontology annotation, cellular component: plasma membrane. The transcript is spliced from 25 exons. The record is from RefSeq and is a predicted model, not a curated record. Gene Ontology annotation, molecular function: calcium ion binding. Lineage: Eukaryota; Metazoa; Arthropoda; Malacostraca; Decapoda; Penaeidae. The coding region runs from base 1 to 6153 and encodes 2050 amino acids. Gene Ontology annotation, biological process: homophilic cell-cell adhesion.